GCCAGGCGCUUGUGUCUAAACUCCGUGACGCCACUCAUUUGUUAAAGUCUAAUCGAAUCCUGAAUGAAAUGUAAUCCCUUCAUUGCUGAUAGCCUGUAACGUGAUUCACAAGUUAAAUAAUGUUUCGUGAAAGUGUUUAAUGUACCUGUUGAGUGGUUUUAUACCCUUGAAGCUUACGAAAGACAAAUACCUAUAUAUUUUAUCAAAAACAUGGAAUUGAAAAGGGCCACUCCAAAUAAUUUGAGGAUCGAGACGUGCUCCCACUGCACCACGCCCUCGGAGAGACACGCUCCUGAAGUGGUCUCAGUCAAGGUCGGCUGCCUCCACAUCAAUCCAGCUACAGAACGCGGACGUCGGAUCCUGCUGUUGCAAAUCCUGGUGCUUUUCUUCGUGCCUCACGCUGCGCUUGUGCUCCAGAAUCUGCCUAUCAUAACGGAGCUUUCCUACGGGCUGGGCUCCUUGACUGACGCCGAUGCUGAGGCUAACUGGAUCUUGUCUCUCGGCGAAGCGGUCACCAGCAUACAGCAGGAGCGGAUCCUCGUUGUCAAGUACCUAUUCUUGGAGGCUACCGACUUGGACAUAAUACACCUUCGGGAAAUUUUCUCCGUAACGGACGCGGGGCUCGAACGUUUCGGCACAUUGGUGCCUGAUUAUUACAGAUUCAAUUUGUAUCACCUGCGGGAGGAUAUAAUGAAUAUUAAGAAUUUAAACAAAAGCGAGACAUACAAAAGGAUUAUCGUGUAUUCGAAUGUUAACAAGGUUUUGUUAAAGCAAGUGAACAGGGCAGUCAAAUCUGUGAUCUCUUCAAUAUGGCGACAAUUAUCCGCGUGCGAAGAGCUUUUGAAAGCUGCAGAACAGUUGUCUUUAGCUUCGACCGAAGUCAUACGCAGUUCAAGCUCCGAAAGCGACACGUCUCCGAUUGAAUUUCAACUGAACAGCUUCGAGUUAUUAGAAUCGACUAAACAGUACUUGGAACUGGAGAAGAUGGUGGAAGAAGUCAAAAUUAUGGACGAAAUAAUAGCUAUGAACACCAAAAUUCAGGUCAAUAGCUCCGUUACCCUGUCACAAACAGGCCUCACAGAAUACAUCAAUAAAACCGAGGAGAGCUUACACAAGCUGAAUAUUGUACAAGUGAAGCUUUGGGGAAAUGUAAGGGAUACUGUGAGACGCGAAAUGAAGUCUGCCAGGCGUUCUGUGCUCCUGUACGCGGGUGUUUUAGUCACUGUACUCAUCACGUCGGCUGUGCCCUUACUGCUUCUCAGACACGUGGUUUCAACGUUAGAGACAUUCACCCACUCAUUAAACAUGAGUACGGAGAAAUUGAUAGCCGAGAAACAGAAGAGCGACCUCUUGCUCUCCCGGAUGCUCCCGCUGCCAGUUCUGCGGAGGCUGCGGGCACAGAGGACGGUGCCGGCUGAAGCCUUCGACGCGGUCACCAUCUUCUUCAGCGAUAUUGUCGGCUUCACCACCAUAUCUGCGAAUAGCACGCCCAUGGAAGUCAUCAACAUGCUGAACAUGCUCUAUAAAUUGUUUGACGAGAAAAUAUCUCAAUACAACGUUUACAAGGUGGAAACUAUAGGAGACGCGUAUAUGGUGGUCUCUGGUCUGCCACAGAAGAACGGCAGCCGUCACGCGUCCGAGAUAGCUGACAUGUCAUUGUCACUGGUGAGCAGCGUGGAGGAGGCGCGGGUACCGCACCGUCCCGCCGUGCCUCUACGAGUGCGGGCCGGUGUCAACACGGGCCCGUGCGUCGCCGGCGUGGUCGGGACCACCAUGCCGAGAUACUGCCUUUUUGGCGACACCAUCAACACCGCCAGCAGAAUGGAGUCUACUGGCGAACCUAUGAAAAUUCACAUCUCGGAUUCGACGAAGAGAGCCUUAGACGAGUUCGGUACCUAUAUCACUGAGUCCAGAGGAAUUAUUGAUAUUCCGGGCAAAGGCAGCAUGGAAACGUUCUGGUUGCUCGACAAGAUCGGAGGAGUACAAAGUGAGAGUCCGCGGUGUCAAUUCAACGACUACGACCACAAUUUACUGGAACUCAUAAUUAAAUCUUAAGUCACGUUUCUUGGUUGAAUAUUGUAUGUACGAGUAUAUAAAUGUGAUGUUUGAGGAAUAUAACGCGAAAAUUUAAAGACAUAAAUAAAAGAGAUUCGACAAUUUUCAGAUUUGACUUUAGGAUUCAGAUACGGUGAAAUAAAUCCAGCUUCUAUGCGACGUCGACAAAUUUGUGUUGAAAAAAUCAUAUGUAAAUAAAUUUACGUACUUCUAGCUAUAUAUUUAGAUUUGUGAACCAUGAAACGAAUUAAGAUAUUAUAUUUAUAUUAUUGGUCUAUUUUUAAGGGAUCGAUUGUAACUAUUUCGUUUUACCUACCUAUUCGUUGGUAACAUUAGGGGCUAUUUCAACUUCGGGUGGAAUGGUGAGCUCACGGGCUCAACCUGAGGAGAUUUGCUAACAAUGGCCCUAGCAAGUGCAGUUUUACGCAGAAUCUACCACCGGAUCGGAAACGCGACCAACUGAGACGAUCCGGCAAGAAACUCAGUGGGCUGUGUCUAUGGGGAAACUAUUCAAGGUUUACCCCUGUCUAGUACUGCAAACAAUUCCGUUUGGGACGUAUUUUGUGUUCCCAGCUUUUUUGUUCUUUAUUUCCUACCAAUUCGAUGGUAGCCUUAGCUAUUCCAGCUACGCGUGAACGGUUAAGUGACCUAACACUGGCCCUAGCAAGAGUAGUACCUCGCAGAAUCUACCACCGGAUCGGAAACGCAUUACCAGUAUUAAAGUUCUCGCAGUAGGGAACAAUAGGGAACCGGACAGGUCUGACGAUUGAAAAUAAGCGCGCACCAAAUUUUGCGAAGCUUGGCUGAACUGACACUUCAUCAUAUUUGAUGUCGUUUGGAGUCGGAAUGUAAGUUGAAGGAACCAUAAAUCAUAGACUAAUACAAAACGAUAAGCCACACAUGACAUCAUGCGUUGUAAUUGCUGAUAAACUUGACGGGAUAAUUUAGUGUUAUUUGAUUUUAUUUUGUGAUUGGAAAUGUUAUUUAAUACAAAAUUUUGUUUGCAAAGAGUAUAAUGAGAAUCUAUAUAUUAAUACGUGAAGCAAAAACUUUGUAUCCCUUUUUACGAAAAUUGCGCGGACGGAGGAGUAUGAAAUUUUCUACACUUAUAUAGAAUAUAGAGAAGAAGUGCACAAUGCUAAUAUUUUUUUAAAUUAAUGCAUGAAAGAUACAUUAAAUCAAUAAAGAAAACAUUACACACACUACAUACCAUGUAUUUGACGCACACACGCAUGCAUACCUACUAUUUAUUGUCAAACUUUUAUUCUUGACGUUUGUGGUUAUAUUAUAAAUAUUGUUUGUUUUUAUUAAUAUUUUUCUAUAGUGUAGUCUUGGCGAAAUUUGUGAUUAAAGAACUAUAAAUAGUCUUUGAAAAUAGAAUCAUAAUAGUGUACAAACUUAUAAUUUC
Messenger RNA from Bombyx mori (domestic silkworm), 3463 nucleotides. RefSeq names its product receptor-type guanylate cyclase gcy-1. The transcript has 15 exons. The record is from RefSeq and is a predicted model, not a curated record. Gene Ontology annotation, biological process: receptor guanylyl cyclase signaling pathway; cGMP biosynthetic process; intracellular signal transduction. Bases 211 to 2055 code for a protein of 614 amino acids. Lineage: Eukaryota; Metazoa; Arthropoda; Insecta; Lepidoptera; Bombycidae. Gene Ontology annotation, molecular function: guanylate cyclase activity; peptide receptor activity; adenylate cyclase activity. Gene Ontology annotation, cellular component: plasma membrane.